UUAACUAGUUCCACAACACGGUGGAAUUUUGCUGGUAUCCGCGACGCAUAUGAGGUAGACAUUGUUUUUCUGGAGGACACUUUAUUAUUUAAUUUGAAUUACGGAUGUAACACAACGACACCAAUCUGGAGAGUAACGCCUAACGUCGAGGGGUCCCGGAAAUCCCUGUAUUUACAAACCCACUGAGCUUAGCUGGCGCUGCUGUAACCCACGGAGAGCUAAUGAACGGAGCAAAGGAAAUAUUAAAGACGUUUGAAAAGAUUAUCACGUCAAAUUAGGCAAGACUGGGGACCGGGUCAGACAUGUUUCCGACGACGACGGCGAGUGAUAACGGUCGUGACGGCCCUGGGAGUGACGCAAAACCGCCUCAUACCACCGCAACAGCGGAAUAUUGCAUAAAGUUGCAGCAGUGGAUGUGGCAGUAUUACUGGGGGUAUGCCAGCUGGCAGAGCUGGUUGGCACUGUCAGCCUUCCCGCCACCAUGCAGCUUCCCUCCGCCGGGGUCCAGCGUUCAGACACCGGGUACACCCGUCUCGACCUCCGGUGGAGGGCAGCAGGCUUUUGACACGGCAAACUGGUACAGCUACCCCUAUCCCCUCACUUUCCCAGCAUCCUCCCCUCAUCCGGGUGGUGCCCAGACCGAGCAGAGCUCAGCCGCCACCACGACCCCAGCUACCGAUGCCCGGCCUGCCCGGCAGCUGAAUGGGAAUCCACCUCAGGCAGGGCGGGAGUACACCAUCCCCUCUCCUCUGCAGAGGUUCCUGGCUGAGACCGUAGACUUCUUCAUUCUGUUCUGUGUGAAGGCUACCAUCGUGCUGUGGAUCAUGCAUCUGAGUGGCAUGAAGGACAUUGCCAAAUUUAUCACCCACUUCAUUGUGGAGGAGAUCGAUGAGAAUACAUCCAUGGAGGACCUACAGAAGAUGAUGGCUGUAGCUCUGGUCUACAGGGUGCUUGUGUGCGUCUAUGAGACGAUCUGUAUCUGGGGUGCUGGUGGUGCCACACCGGGAAAGUUCUUGCUUGGCCUGCGGGUGGUGACGUGUGACACAUCCACUCUGGUCCGACCCAACCGGGUCCUUGUAGUCCCAGCAUCCAAUGUUUCCCUCUCUGCCUCUACGGUUCGGGCUCUCAAUAAGAACUUCUCCAUCGCCUUCCUCUUUCCCGUCUUCAUCACCCUCCUCUUCUUCCAGCACAACAGGACUGUGUAUGACAUUGUGGCAGGGACCAUUGUUGUCCAGCGCAGAGGGGCCAGGUAGCCUCUCCUCCAGCAGAAGACUCUCGUAUACUUGGCAGGAUCAUGUGCGUCCUGAAGAUUCGAAUCAGUCACAGAUGAACUAACGCUGAAACAAGCAUUUACCAUCUCCUCAUUGGAUCAAACAAGGACUCAAACUGCACUUUAAAAAUUGGAUGCUUUCAGGAUUAUGUAUGGUACGUUUGAAUUAAAAGUUCACAUCUUUUGAUUUUAUUUUUUUUUUAACCACUGGAUUAAAUAAGCUGUCUGAAGACCUUC
This is a messenger RNA of Scatophagus argus, 1507 nucleotides long. It is a transcript of the gene fam8a1a, whose product is annotated as family with sequence similarity 8 member A1a. The record is from RefSeq and is a predicted model, not a curated record. The transcript is spliced from 5 exons. The coding region runs from base 303 to 1253 and encodes 316 amino acids. Lineage: Eukaryota; Metazoa; Chordata; Actinopteri; Scatophagidae.